AUGUUUUCUCCUACGGUGUAUGUAAAUUUACCCGCCUUUGAGGAUCUUCUUUGCGACAUUGACGUUUGGCGCAGUGAGCGCGUCUAUACUCUUGAAGGUUCCACCGCUGCUUCCCAAGCUACCGCAAACAAUGCACAAGCCACUACCGCUGUCAGCAAUUCUCAUCUUGGCUCACCACUGCAUCGUUCCUCUCGUGUUGAGUCACGUCAGCGAACUGCUGCAAUGGAGGAGGCAAUGCGGAGUCAAACGAAUCCCCACACUGACUUUGAGACUUGCACAUUUUCCUUCGCAGCAACAGACUUUGCUGCCAGCAGCGACAUUAGUCCUAGUCUGGCCGUAACAGAAGACUCUGUCGUUACUUCUGGACAAAAAGAGGUGGAGCUGGUGCUUGAUGAUUACUCUCUUGCUGCUGGACUAAUGUCCUAUCUGGCAGAUUGUCUGCACGUCGGACAAGUUCCUCGGUUUAUGUCCAUUCAACCCUAUCCAUCCUCAUCUGUGUCUCUGCAAUCAGCCGCACCCUCAGCCACUAACUGCCUUGGUAACAAUACAACUUUAUCAUCGUCUUCAACUGCUCCUGUUGCACAUGUAGAUCCUACCGGAUUGGGUCCUGGAACUACCUCUUCGAUUCGACCUUCAGUAACAACAGAAAAGUCAGGAGAUAUUGGCUUGCCUGCAACGGCCAAGGGUGCACAGCUUGCAAAGAGAUCUGUGACGCGAUCCCACUCCCUGCGCUCUGCGAGUAGUCUUGACUCUACUGGCAUUCUCUCUGCACUAGUCGAUUUGUUCAAGCCCCUCUCUGUGCUUUUCGAAAAGACUGUUAUUUUGCUGAUGGAUGCCACGACCAGCCUGUCUGACGCAGAAAUAAGCCUUCGUCGCAAGCUGCUAUGCCAACAGCGUUCCCAGGCUACAGCAUCCUCUCCCACAGACUCUACUAUCCUCUUGCUUCCUGCUUCACCUGAUAAAUCACGGCCAGCAGUCUCUCUGCCGCGUCGCAGCGUAAGUAUGCGUGAUUCUGCCUAUUGCUCGACUUUUUUUCCAACAUUUACGACCGGUGUCACGCCUUCUUCUGCGGCUCUGAUGACAAGUGCAGCCGCAGCAAACGGUUCCUUCGACUCCGCCUGCUCCGGCCUACCUUCACUCACACCAACAAGCGCCGCCGACCCAACCGACCGGCUAGCUCUCUAUAACAACGGCCUCAGGCUCAUCUAUGCCCUAUGUUCUGGCCAGCCUAAGUCAAAGUAUCUACUUCGGUGA
This is a messenger RNA of Protopolystoma xenopodis, 1254 nucleotides long. The record is from the annotation of a GenBank genome assembly. NCBI's taxonomy places the organism in Eukaryota, Metazoa, Platyhelminthes, Monogenea, Polystomatidea, Polystomatidae.